AUGGCCUCUGGCUACUCGGUCCGCAAUGUUGCAGCUCCCAACACCCUGGAGCACCGCGUCUUCAUCGAGAAGGAUGGCGUCCCCAUCUCCGCCUUCCACGAUGUCCCUCUCUACGCCGAUGCUGACAAGACCAUCCUCAACAUGAUCGUCGAGAUCCCCCGCUGGAGCAACGCAAAGCUCGAGAUCUCCAAGGACGAGGAGCUCAACCCCAUCAAGCAGGACACCAAGAACGGCAAGCUUCGUUUCGUCCGCAACUGCUUCCCCCACAAGGGCUACAUCUGGAACUACGGUGCCUUCCCUCAGACCUGGGAGGACCCCAACUUCACCCACCCCGAGACCAAGGCCAACGGUGACAACGACCCUCUCGAUGUCUGCGAGAUCGGUGAGCUCGUGGGCCACAUUGGCCAGAUCAAGCAGGUCAAGGUCCUGGGUGUCAUGGCCCUGAUUGAUGACGGCGAGACCGACUGGAAGGUCAUUGUCGUCGACAUCAACGACCCCUUGGCCCACAAGCUCAACGACGUUGAGGAUGUCGAGCGCCACCUGCCUGGUCUCCUCCGUGCGACCAACGAGUGGUUCCGUAUCUACAAGAUCCCCGAUGGCAAGCCCGAGAACCAGUUUGCCUUCACUGGCGAGUGCAAGAACAAGGCCUACGCCAUGGAUGUCAUUCGCGAGUGCGCCGAGGCCUGGGACAAGCUCAUCAGCGGUACCACCAAGGUCCCUACCAAGGGUGACAAGCCCCUCAUCUCCGUCAACAACUUGACUGUCGGCAGCUCUCCCUACCGUGUUGCCCAGCCCGAGACUCCUAUCCCCGCUCACCAGAAUGUUGCCCCUGCCAAGAUCGACAGCUCGAUAGACAAGUGGUUCUUCAUCAGCGGUGCCGCUGCCUAA
Molecule: messenger RNA, 888 nt
Organism: Neoarthrinium moseri
Lineage: Eukaryota; Fungi; Ascomycota; Sordariomycetes; Amphisphaeriales; Apiosporaceae
Exons: 5
Coding region: 1-888 (295 amino acids)
Biological process (GO): phosphate-containing compound metabolic process
Cellular component (GO): nucleus; cytoplasm
Molecular function (GO): inorganic diphosphate phosphatase activity; magnesium ion binding
Source: RefSeq, a predicted model, not a curated record